CCCUCCCUGGUGCCUCCUUGUUUGCUCCAUUCAGUGGCGGGUACCGAGGCCGACGGAGCUCCGGCGGAUGGGAGCUGCUGUUGCACAAUAGAAACGGGUCCUCGGCCAGCAUCACUCAGAGGGCAGCAGCCGCAGGAGGAGGUAGACCCCGUUCUGGUGCAGUAUAAAAACACCCCGCCAUGUUCUCCCGACUACGAGUAGCUGCCACUCCCUGCGCGAUGGCACGUCGCAGCGCGCAUACGAAAGAAAAAGGCAAGCCACUAAUGUUAAACCCACGAACAAACAAGGGUAUGGCCUUUACAUUACACGAACGACAGAUGCUUGGGCUGCAAGGACUUCUACCUCCUAAAAUAGAGACACAAGACAUUCAAGCCUUACGCUUCCAUAAGAAUUUGGCAAAAAUGACUGACCCCUUGGAAAAGUAUAUCUACAUAAUGGGAAUCCAAGAGAGAAAUGAAAAAUUAUUCUAUAGGGUAUUACAAGAUGAUAUUGAGCGGCUAAUGCCAAUUGUGUACACACCAACAGUAGGCCUUGCCUGCUCCCAGUAUGGACACAUCUUCAGGAGACCAAAAGGAUUAUUUAUUUCUAUCUCAGACAGAGGCCACAUAAGGUCAAUUGUGAACAACUGGCCAGAGAAUGACGUUAAGGCUGUCGUUGUCACCGAUGGAGAAAGAAUAUUGGGUCUUGGAGACCUAGGUGUGUAUGGGAUGGGAAUUCCCGUAGGAAAACUGUGUUUGUAUACAGCCUGUGCAGGAAUACAUCCGGAUAAAUGCUUGCCUGUGUGCAUCGAUGUUGGAACUGAUAAUACAACGCUCUUAAAAGAUCCAUUUUAUAUGGGCCUCUACCAAAAAAGGGAUCGCUCGCAGGUCUACGAUGACCUAAUUGAUGAAUUUAUGGAAGCCAUUACAGACAGGUAUGGCCAGAACACACUUAUCCAAUUUGAAGACUUCGGAAACCACAAUGCUUUUCGCUUUUUAAGAAAAUACAGAGAGAAAUAUUGUACCUUCAAUGACGAUAUUCAAGGGACAGCUUCAGUGGCCUUGGCAGGACUGCUGGCAGCACAGAAAGCCACCGGUAAACCACUUGCAGAGCAGAAAGUGCUGUUCCUUGGAGCAGGAGAGGCCGCCCUGGGAAUUGCGAACCUCAUUGUUAUGGCUAUGAUGGAAAGCGGCGUUUCUGCUGAGGAAGCCUACAGGAGAAUAUGGAUGUUUGACAAAUACGGUUUACUGGUUGAGGGCCGAGAACAAAAGGUAGAUUCCAACCAAGAACCGUUUACACAUCAGGCUCCAGAGCAGAUACCAAAGACAUUUGUAGAGGCAGUGAAUGUACUUCGGCCUUCAGCUAUCAUUGGAGUUGCGGGAGCUGGGCGGCUCUUCUCUCAGGAUGUGAUCAAAGCAAUGGCCUCUAUCAAUGAGCGACCCAUAAUAUUUGCACUGAGUAACCCUACAGUGAAAGCUGAAUGCACAGCAGAGGAAGCGUAUACGCUAACAGAGGGUCGUUGCUUGUUUGCCAGCGGCAGUCCCUUCGACUUGGUGACUCUGAAAGAUGGAAGAACCUUCAAGCCAGGCCAAGGAAACAAUGCUUAUAUUUUCCCAGGCGUGGCUCUCGCUGUGAUCCUCAGCAGUGUUCGACAUAUUAGUGAUAAGGUUUUCCUAGAGGCUGCUAAGGCAUUGACAGAACAGUUGACCGAUGAAGAACUUGCACAAGGAAGACUUUAUCCUCCACUGUCUAAUAUCAGGGAAGUUUCUAUUUAUAUUGCUGUCAAGGUUAUGGAAUUUUUGUAUGCAAACAACAUGGCUUUCCAUUACCCUGAGCCUGCGGACAAGAACCGUUACAUUCGAUCAAAGGUUUGGACCUACGAAUACGAAUCCUUCAUGCCAGAUGUGUAUGACUGGCCUGAAUCUAAGGUUCACUGAUGCAUCAGAAGACCGCACUCCUCAGGCAGUAUGUUCUACUCUGCAGGGAUCCCUUUUUCAGACCAGUUAAAAUCACGAUCUUUGAGUCCUGUAAUUUAUUUUCGCUCGUUUUGUUGUCUUUUUUUCCCUUGUACCCUGUUUUUCACUUGGCGUAGAUCUCUCCCCACUCUCCCAAGGACCUGAUAAACUGUACGGAUAAUGACAUCUGUCACGGGAAUGAGAGAGCUCUCCAAAAUUAAUUUAAAUAAUGAUAUUGCAUUUCUAGCUUAGAACCUGCACCGCACUAAAGAAUUCCAUUAAUGAUAUUUUCGCUAUGUGCGUUUGAUGAUGAACUAUAGCUCUCUCAUCACUGCUGACUUCCAGAAUGAUUUAUUUCUGCUUUUAAUAAUCAGUCUUCUACUUGUCGUAGUGUUGUCACACUGUGACAUCACCAGAGAGCAUUUGUCAACGAAAAAAAGGACAGCUUAAGACAAAUUUAACAGUCUAAUGGGCUUUCUGUUUUGCCUGAUGUUUAAAGAUGUCCAGACUUCCUUGUGGCAUUGGCUGCUCUGUUUCUUUGCGCUUUGAAGAGCAGCGUGGUGCGCACACGUGGAAUCUGCAGGAACGUUUGUAUUCCGUGUUUCCAUCGUUGCGCAAAAUCUGUUAUCAGGAAAAAAUGUGAACUAGUUAAAAUUAUCCUUGGAAAGCCUGAAAUAUAAUAUGAAUCGCUUAAUAGCACUUAAAAACAAAGCUCCGCUGGUACGUAAUAAAUUAUAUCACGUAAAGGCAGGAUGGGAAGUAAUCUAGGGAAAUCUGUUAGAGAUUUUUACAAGAUUUUCUUCAGUGGACUCCAGGGUGAUGUACCAAAGGAUUUUUGUUCUGUUUGUUAAUUUUUUUCAAGGUUCUAAGUUGUUUUCUCCCUUGCAUACCCUUUUUCUCGCAAAAAGACUUGUGUGUGGUGUUUUCAUGACGUCGCUGACUCAAAAACUCCUAGGUGGUCUUGUUUGCCACUUCGAACAACCCCCCCCCGCCACCCCAUGCAGGUGAUGGAGCUGAAGCAGAAAGUGGUCCAGGCAGUUAUUGACACGCACAUUUCCAGAAGUUUUGACUGAAACGUUUCUUUGUGGUCUCGGUCCGGUAUGUUCAGUUUGAAUACAGGACUCGAAAGAUCUUAGAUGCUCUGAGUUGAUCACUUCGUCUCCUUCACUCCAUUUACAGGUUUAGUUUGUUAGGUGUUUUGUGUUAAAAAACCAAAAUCAAGUUUUCGGAUCCCUGGGAGGGCGUUCAGGGAUUGUAAAAAGACUUUGGUGUUUGCCUUUAUCCAGUUCGUGAGUCCUAAACAUGUUGCAGAGUUGAAUUUUUCCUUGCAGUGAAUCUUACUGCACCUUUGAUAUAGAUACCACGCUGUGCAUUCCUUUUCGUUUUGUUCGCAUCUGGCUUGAGUGCCCUCCAUUAUUUUGUUUUAGCGGGCGAGGACGCACGGCGAUAGUUACAGCCGGUGGCUUCUCUAAAUCUGGUCUCUGUAACAAGAACAAUAGUAUGUCAGGAACAGAAAUAAAUACUACGUGCUGUUCCGUAGUUUGCUGCUUCAAGGCAAAAAAGGACAAAAAUAAAUAAAUAGAAGAAAAAGGGCUAUACUGGCAAACUUGAAGCCGGAAUCCAAAAAGAUGAUGAAGUAAAGCUUGCUCAGGAUUUACCCAUGGCAAGCACCUCUCUUGUAUCCUCGUUUAUAUUGGAAAAUGCCAUCUCCGCAGAAUGGGCCCAAAAUAGAACAGGGAAAAUAGUCUCUGAACCGCCUUCGACACGGUCUCUGUUGCUUACUGCCGAGGCUCUGAUUUUAAAACGAAGUUGAUGUGUUAGAUGAAAACAACAGUAAACUUUGGGAAGGCUUUCCCUAAGUGAGGAGAGAAGACUGAUUAUAUAAACACAGAAAAUAGUGAUUGGGGUGGGAGGGGAGGGGGAAACAACUGCGUAUUCAAACUGUGGUAAAGUGCUGUCUGGUGGGGCUUGAAAUGCGACGUCGCCAAAUUGGGCGACGUACGUGGUUUGCAACUUGUAUAUGUAAGUAUAUGUACAAAAAAGACCAACACACACGUACGGUGUUUUUACAAAGAAUGUUUUUUUUCAUCUAUUUUUGCUAUGCCUGGUUUUUAUUGUAUUUAAAUUUGUGAUCUUACCGAGAAAUUAUUUAUUUAGUGUACAAAUUCUUUUUACCUCCGCAAAAUUCGGCUCCAGCUGAAGCCUGUUGCAGUGUGUCAGUGGAGUUCUGCAUCAUUGGAUUCAAGUAUCUUGGGAACGCACACUUCCUCAUUUCUGCCAACACACUAAUUAGGCAGACGAGUAACUAAAAUAUCCCAUGCACUGAUCCUGUGUCCUGGCUGAGAAUGAUCGCAGAGGCAGGGCAAUCGCUCCGUAAAUAUAACUCUGUCUUACAAAAAUAAAGAUCUGCAUCCAUCUAUUUGGUCUGAUUAUUUCUUUUUCAGGCAAAGAAGUGCAGUUUGUGGUGAAAAAUCAGUGGGCAUUGAUAAUACUCAGGAAAAGCUGCCGCUUGGGGAAAAUAGCGUUACCUGUGCGCAGUAGAGCCUUCCUUUGGGUGAUUUGGGUUCCCAAAGGGAGUUUUCCCGCGCAGGAAAACAGCAGCGGCCGCUGCCAAGCCGAGGGAAGGUGCCCGUUUCGUGAAGCGCGGUCCUUUCCCUCCCUGCUGUCUUUAAGCAGGGAUUGUUCAGAACUGGCCGCAGCGGGAUUUUCCUAAGGACAAAGUGUUCCUGCGUAAUUUUUCUGGAAAUCCUACUGCACAGGUGAGGGGAAAAAAACCAGUCAACCGACUGGGAGGCUCCGGUUGCAAUAGAGCCCUGCCCUGAUGGGGCUGUGGAUGUGUUGGAGCUCUCGAGUAGAGGAGAGCCUGACUGUGUCUCUCUAACCUCUCCUGGUUAUGGCAGCUAAAUGGUACCAGUUAGACUUCACCUACGCACACGCACCUGGGGACAUUGUUUAAUUGGGUUUUGUGGAUCUGUAGCUUGCAAUAUGGACACAGCGGAAUUUUACCUUUAAUGUAUAACCAUGGUUUUCCGUUAGCAACAGGUAAUGUGUCAGCUCACAAAAUUUAAAGUGCAUUUCACUCUCCCUUUUAUCUUUUUUUUUUAUUUUUUUUUUCAAUAAAAUACAUAGAUUCAUGUUCAAUAUUGUGUAUUCUUCAGAUCUAAUUAAUCUGAAUUAAUUGCAGCUGCUAAUCUUGCUGCUUAGUAAGGAACCACAGUAUACUUUUUUGGUACUCCACUUAACCUGAUGUUUUCUGUCUGCUGGCUUAUUCAAAAGCAUUUACCGGUUUUUAUUUAUACAGAAAACUCCCUUACGCAGUAUGCGAAGGGGAAAAAGUUGUCCCUGGGAUGCAUUUUGUAACGCUAGUGUAAGUUAAGUUAUACUCAUCUUAAAAAAAAAUAUAAAAAAAUAUAUAUAUAUUACCAAAAAGAUGAGGAGUAUUGUAGCUCUUCACACAGCCCUGGUGACCUUUGCCCUCCAAAUGGUAAUAGAAGUUCGUCUUUCAUGUCUCUUCUGUGAGGAUACUCAUCUGGAUGUAUAAAACACUUCCGAGAGGGUUAGAAAUUCCCACUGAGGUUAUAGCUCCAUUUUUUUCCAGGUCUGGUCCAAGACUUGCUUCCUUAAAAUCAACAGGAGCGGGACUGAGCCUCUUGGCAGCAAGGUAUAGAAAUGCCAUGGGGAGGAGAAGGAGGGUAGUUAAGGGAGCGCAGCCUUUUUUUAUUAAAUAUGUAUAUUCUCGUUCAAAGUUGUUAUAAAGGUUUGUAUGUUCCUGAAGCAUAUGCCCGCGUGCCAAUAAUUGACAUGUAGAGGAAGACAAUUAAAAUGUUGUAUCUAAAUAGAUUUUAAAACCCAGAUGUGACUCCGCGCCUAAGUUCUUGGUUAUGUUUGUGAACAGUGAUGUUUCAUGAUGUUGUGUUUGUUUUCCGAGCCUAAAACGAAACGACACUUCACGUGCGGGUCGGUGUUUAAUAGGUUUCCUGUGGUAGGUGUGUGUCUUCUCUGUACUGUUGUUUCCAGCGCGCUGUUUGGCGGGAAGGGGCAACGUAACCCUUUGUCGCACUCCUCUGGUGGUAACUGUAAAGAUAAAUGAUAACACCUUUUAGUUUUUCAUUAGCAGCCCUAUUUGGUGACUGCUCCUGUGGGAGGGUGGGGAUCACUGUUGUACAGCCACAACUGCGAAUUUUAGUUCAGCUGACUCUGGGCCUAAUUAAACCCAAGUUGUCGUCUUUCAUUUGCUCCGGGUCUUCUGGACUUCAAAGGUGCAGGUUUGAGCACCGUUGUUACUGGGAUAAAAGGUGUGUAUGAGACUCUGGGGUCGGACCGCAGGAACAGCACGGUUUGGACUCCCGUUCUGUCUCGGCUAUCAAUGCUAUUCCUGAGUUUAAGAAAACCACUGUUAUUUUGGGACUCUUUGAGAUGAUGUGUACUGCUGUCCCGUUUCAUAACAGCCGUAUGCAAUAAUCAGGGACCGGUGUUACAUUGAAUACUGGAGCAAGGAGAAAAUCUAGAGCGAAGCUCUAAUUGUACCCGCUUGACAGCUGAACUUGAGCAAUGUAACUCCAUUGCCGCCGGUGAAGGGACAUCUAAUUCUGCGCGCAUCUACCUUGACCUACCUACCUACUCCCGAAAUACCCAUCACCAUGGCAUCGGAACGCCUGCAGAUGUUCUGGCUGAAAUGCAGCGUUCCUCUGCUCUGCUGGGAGACGUGCCAGCAGCCAGUCGGUGCCCGGGGAAUCCAGUACCUGGUGGCAGGAUUGGACCGUGGCUGCAGGUGGUGUCGAAAGCUCUCCCCCGUCGGCGUCUGCGCUCCCCUGGGCGGGACGGGGCUCGCCCAGCGCCUUCGGCUUUGACUUACCCAUCCUGUAGUUCCUUUCUAAUGGAAAUGGAAAUAAAAACACUUUUAGGACUACAGAAGCAUUUUGUCAAGGAAUAAAGUGUCAAAAUAACGUACAUUUAUUUCUAUCUUAACCAUAUCUACCUUAAACAAAUAAACGUUAAGUUUGCUGGAGCGCUGCUGAGAACAGCUCUGGCUCAAUCUGUCCGGGUUUGUACCUGGGAGGGUCGUUGCUCAGCUGAAACUAAAAUUGCAUUGAAAUGUGAACUGGUUGGGGUUUUAUUUUCCCUCCUUUAUAAUGUUGUAACUCUAUGGAAACACGUGUUCUGGUCUUCUAUUUUCUUAGUAAAAUGCA
Molecule: messenger RNA, 7123 nt
Organism: Chroicocephalus ridibundus (black-headed gull)
Lineage: Eukaryota; Metazoa; Chordata; Aves; Charadriiformes; Laridae
Gene: ME2
Product: malic enzyme 2
Exons: 16
Coding region: 180-1916 (578 amino acids)
Biological process (GO): pyruvate metabolic process; malate metabolic process
Cellular component (GO): mitochondrion
Molecular function (GO): malate dehydrogenase (decarboxylating) (NADP+) activity; NAD binding
Source: RefSeq, a predicted model, not a curated record